This is a messenger RNA of Dentiscutata erythropus, 382 nucleotides long. The record is from the annotation of a GenBank genome assembly. NCBI's taxonomy places the organism in Eukaryota, Fungi, Glomeromycota, Glomeromycetes, Diversisporales, Gigasporaceae.
GCUGGAACAUUGAAAAGAUGAAUGAUUUCUUUCCAAUAGAACAGUUUGACAAAGUCUAUCUAGUAGAUUUAUGUACACCGUUAUGUAAAAUAGCAGAAGCUAGAUUUAACGCUAAGGGAUGGAGUAAUGUUUAUGUGGUUUGUGAUGAUGCAGCUUCAUUUAAACUACCAAAAAUAGAAAACGAUAUUGGAAAAAUUGAUUUGGUGACAAUGUCUUAUUCUUUAUCAAUGAUUGAUAAAUUCUAUCCAGUAAUUGAUCGUAUUAAAACUCUGUUAUGCCCAAAUGGUUUGUUCGGGAUAUCAGAUUUCUACGUCUCUGGUCGCGUAAUUGAUAGUGAUAUACGAGUUCAACACGGAUAUUAUUGUAACUGGUUUACGCGAUG